Messenger RNA from Rhagoletis zephyria (snowberry fruit fly), 1363 nucleotides. Its product is annotated as kelch-like protein 4. The record is from RefSeq and is a predicted model, not a curated record. Lineage: Eukaryota; Metazoa; Arthropoda; Insecta; Diptera; Tephritidae. Gene Ontology annotation, molecular function: protein binding.
GCAAUCAUAGAGGCUGAUAAUUUGAAUGUGAGUUGUGAGCAAGAUGCCUUCCGUGCGAUAAAACGAUGGUAUGAGUACGAUGCCUCUGCACGCCAAAAAGAACUGCCAGUUCUAAUCGAUUGCUUACGUCUUACGCAACUCGGCGAAUGCUUUUUAAUGGAGAACGUUCAACCAUUGCCAGGAUGUGAAGUGUUGGCAUUAAGAGCACUAUCGUGGAUAGGUUUUCCAUCAACACGUUCGAAAGUAUCAUUAAAAUUUUCAGCACCACGACAAAAUGUGUGCAACAAACCGGUAUUGUUAGCGGUGCAAGUAUCGGAAAAUUUGUCUUGCAACGGUCGUUCUACAGGUGUGGUCACAAACAUUUUUCAAUAUGACAAAGCUGAAGAUGAAUGGCACAAAUACGCCGACAUAGGAACCUCUGAUUGGAAGAACUACGGCCUGGAACUCUUUGACAAUAGUCUAAUGUUUAUUGGAGGUAGAUGCCGUGGCAAUGAAGUCAAUACUGUUAAAAGCUGGAGUUUUACGACGAAAACGUGGAUAACGUUGCCCCCAAUGGUUCGGCUAAGGAGUUUUCCAGUCGUUUUAUCAUUAAAUAAAAGUAUCUACGCCAUUGGCGGACAAAAUGCCGCAUCAGUGGAAAUGUAUUCGCCUGUUAGCGGAUGGAAAUUUGUAAGCAACAUGUCAUCACAGCGUUAUAGUGCUGGCGCAGUGGUUCAUGACGGCAAAAUUUUCAUUAUGGGAGGCUGCGAUGGAUGGUCUUCCUUAAAAUCUGUUGAACGUUACGACCCAUCUUUGAAUUCUUGGACCAAGUGUGCGGAUAUGAAUGCAGUUCGUCGUUGUCCUGCAGUAGCCGUACACAAUGGAUGCAUAUAUGUUUUAGGUGGUGGGUCUGAAAUAGUUGAACGGUACGACCCAAAAAGGAACAAAUGGACUAAGAUCUGCUCUUUGAGCGUUAAAUGUAACGCCAUGGGUUGUGUUUCUAUGGAUGAUCAACUGUGGGCCAUUGGAGGUAACACCACAAAUUUCGUGUCAGUUUACAACGCAGAGCGUAAUGAAUGGAUCGAAAAGAAAAAACUACCUGCACCUGUUGGUGGUUCAUACUUCUGUUAUGUUGUGCCGAAAAUGUUACUUAAAAAUUAAUAAGACGUGUGGCAGUUUAAUAAGAAGAUGCCUAUUAAAGGCGGUUUUUGAUUUCCAACAUACAUACAUAUUUUUGAAAGGAAUUCGAGUUGAAUGAACUUUUAUGUAUAACUACUACCUUAAUUUUGUGUUUUUGAAUUGGAGUUUAAUGAACUUUUAUGUAUAACCAUUAUUUUUAAUUUUGUAAUGGGUUCUCUUGCUACAGCUGCGAAGAGGCCAAACU